UGUCGUGCGCCGAGCGACAGUUUUUCAGCAAAGGCUUUUGCGGCAACACGCAUUGUUACGUCAGUUGCUGGCGUUGCUGGUGUGUUUGUUGCGAUGAGGCAGGUGUCAUGAGUUCGAGUCCUCUGGAUCUGCAAGGGGAGCUGCAGCGGCCAGUGCAGCAGACGGUGUGUGGUGCAGUACUGCAAGACUCAAACUGGAAAUGCCUGAUUCUCUCUCUGCUGAUAUAUGGCUGUCUUGGUGCUGUCACUUGGUGCCGGCUUACUGAGGUCAGCAAGGUGAUCAUCAACUUCUCAGGCUAUCCAAUCACCAGCAAGGUGCAAAUGUCACCAUGUGACAAGGGGUAUAUUUACAUCCCAGUGGCAUUCAUGCUUAUGCUGUAUCUAGUGUACCUGGUGGAGUGUUGGCACUGCACAGCACGUGAGGAGCUCAACACCAAGGUGCAUGUUACAAGCAUCAUGGAAACAGUUAGGCUUAUGCGUGAGGCUCAGCCCAUUGUCUGGUGGAAAGCACUGUGUUAUCACUAUGUGCGACGGAAGCGUCAGGUUGUGCGUACACGGCAUGGAGGUGACUCAUACACAACCACACAGGUGUACUAUGAGCGUGUGAACUCGCAUGCUGCAGGCUCCUGCUUUCUGUACACUUACUGUGGUAUGCGAGACAUCUCACGUGACCUCUCAUUGGAAGGUGGAGCCAUCACUAAAAUACGCUUUAGCAAGGGAUUUGCCUUUGCCAAUGUGGAGGCUGCUGCUGAAUUUGAAGACCAGCGAGCACGCUUCUUCACAGAACAUGAGCGCUAUGAUGACUACAUGGAAAUGCGGGAAGGACUGGAUCUCAUGGGUGUCUCAAAUUUCAAAGAGCAUGUCAUAGUAUAUGCAAAUCUGCCAUGGUAUUCAAACCGUGCAGUAUUUUGGAUCUGCAGUUGCCUUUUGCUCUCCUGGCCAAUUAGAAUCAUCCUGGAAUACAAUACUGGAUAUGUUCAUUAUCAGGUAACAAAGCUAUUUGGAGUGAACUAUGCAACUCCCAGCAGCACAGUGGUGCAGAUGUCAACAGGCAGUACCAUGGAUAGCUCAGAGUGGAGCCAGGCACUUGUGCCCAGCUAUUCAGAGGCUGUGCUGAUGGAUGCAGUCCCAGACAACAAUAACACAGUGACGGCAAGUGCCUCACAACUUCUGUUCUACCCUGGACUAUUGGCAGAUCAUGUGCCAGCUGAUCCCUUUCCACCACCAGAAUAUGAAGAGGCACUGCGCCUACCUGUCCUCACACGACUUCGACGGUCACUCACAGACCGUGGUGAAGAUAUGUUCCGAUGCAGCAGGGAGAGGCGACGCUCCAGCGGUGUAGUGGUGCGUGUAAACAUGGAGACUAGCUUGUAGUGCACAUAAUGAGCAUAGAAAGUAACACUGCUUUCUGUUUCAUGUGUACCUAAUGUGAAAUUUCCUUGCUAUUGCAUAAAUUAAUUCUCAGAAUUUCCAAUCAAGCAGUGACAAAUCAGUUUGCUUCUAACAACAUGAGGCUUAACAUUAGGAACUAUAUCUGUGACAAUCGGUGCUUUGGCUUUUUUGUAUUUGUUUCUCCGAUAUCUUACAAGACAUGUGAUAACUGUCCCUCUUCAGUGUUGUAUGUGCUAUUUGUAAAAACGAAAGUGUCUACUUGUUCAUAUUCAUGAAUGAACUCUGAAAUCUUACAACAGAUCUGGAUGAAACUUGGCAUUGGUGACCUUCACUGAAGUGGUCAGGUGACUAUGGUUCAUUAGAACCUCUACUCUUUGUUGACUCAUAAACUGAUUUUUUUCUUGUAUUUCAUUAAAUAUAUAAACAAUUUGAAAAUGUUUGAAAUUAAAUUCAUACCUCUUAUUGAGAUAUAUAUUUGAUUAGAGAAGGCUGUGAGCAGAAACUGCAGCACAGGUUAAGAGCGGAUAACCCUUUCCAUGUCAUUUUUCUGCCUGUUUUGCUAAUUUAAUAAUUUAAUUCUACUUACAUGCAAUUAACUUACAUUAAUCACCUGUAUUGUUCCACCAUGGAAUUUUACUACAAACUAUACUUGUGUUAUUUGUA
Cryptotermes secundus is the source of this 2054-nucleotide messenger RNA. Its product is annotated as transmembrane protein 151B. The coding region runs from base 108 to 1373 and encodes 421 amino acids. The record is from RefSeq and is a predicted model, not a curated record. NCBI's taxonomy places the organism in Eukaryota, Metazoa, Arthropoda, Insecta, Blattodea, Kalotermitidae. The transcript has 5 exons.